Molecule: messenger RNA, 2069 nt
Organism: Neogale vison (American mink)
Lineage: Eukaryota; Metazoa; Chordata; Mammalia; Carnivora; Mustelidae
Gene: LMX1A
Product: LIM homeobox transcription factor 1 alpha
Exons: 6
Coding region: 43-870 (275 amino acids)
Biological process (GO): regulation of transcription by RNA polymerase II; neuron differentiation
Cellular component (GO): nucleus
Molecular function (GO): RNA polymerase II transcription regulatory region sequence-specific DNA binding; DNA-binding transcription factor activity, RNA polymerase II-specific
Source: RefSeq, a predicted model, not a curated record
UGUGGGGGCUGCUUCGAGGCGAUCGCGCCCAAUGAGUUCGUCAUGCGGGCCCAGAAGAGCGUGUACCACCUGAGCUGUUUCUGCUGCUGUGUCUGUGAGCGGCAGCUGCAGAAGGGCGACGAGUUUGUCCUGAAGGAGGGGCAGCUGCUCUGCAAAGGGGACUAUGAGAAGGAGCGGGAGCUACUCAGCCUGGUGAGCCCGGCAGCGUCAGACUCAGGCAAAAGCGAUGAUGAAGAAAGUCUUUGCAAGUCAGCCCACGGGGCAGGGAAAGUAGCUGCCGAAGACGGCAAAGACCAUAAGCGCCCCAAACGUCCCAGAACCAUCUUGACGACCCAACAGAGGAGAGCAUUCAAGGCCUCAUUCGAAGUGUCCUCCAAGCCUUGCAGGAAGGUGAGGGAGACCCUGGCCGCAGAGACAGGGCUGAGCGUCCGUGUCGUCCAGGUGUGGUUCCAGAACCAGAGAGCAAAGAUGAAAAAGCUGGCCCGGAGGCAGCAGCAGCAGCAACAGGACCAGCAGAACACCCAGAGGCUGAGCUCUGCUCAGACAAACGGCAGCGGGAAUGCUGGGAUGGAAGGGAUCAUGAACCCGUACACGGCUCUGCCCACCCCACAGCAGCUCCUGGCCAUUGAGCAGAGUGUCUACAGCUCAGACCCCUUCCGACAGGGCCUCACCCCUCCCCAGAUGCCGGGGGACCACAUGCACCCGUACGGUGCCGAACCCCUCUUCCACGACCUGGAUAGUGACGACACCUCCCUCAGCAACCUGGGUGACUGUUUCCUAGCGACCUCAGAAGCCGGGCCCCUGCAGUCCCGAGUGGGAAACCCCAUCGACCACCUGUACUCCAUGCAGAAUUCUUACUUUACAUCUUGAGUCUUCCCCUCGAGUUCUGUGGCUGGGCUCCCACCCAGAACAACCGUAGGCCGCCAGGGGUCGGCCGGCGAUAGGAAGGGGAGGCCAGGGAAGAGGUGGGCUGGGGAGGGAGUUUUGUCGGGGAUGCGGUUAUAUUACGACCUGAUGUAGCUCGGCAUUUCCAAAGACUGAACACGUAACGGAUCGCAUAGUUUCACGUUUCUGAUAAGUCUUAGCUUUAGGUGUGAAGAUGUGUUUAUCUCUAAGGACAGGGACUUUUAAUAUAGACAUUCUUAUGCAAACUAUAGGUAUCUAGAGAGUCCUAACAACUUCCCGCUCUUUUGGGGAAGCUUUUGUCAAGAGGUGCAUAUGUCUACGCAUCCAUAUACCCAUAGACGGACAGACAGACAGACAGAUAGAUGUGUGUGCGUGUGUAAGCUUCCAUGCUUUAUCAUCAGAGUUUAUUCCUAAUUAUAACAGACACCAACUGUACAGCAGAAGUAACUUUAUUUUCAGUGUGAACUAUAUUUAAGGAAAUGCUUGAUGCACUUAAGUUAUAAAAUGAGAUAAUUUACUUUUAUAAACUUUAUUUUUAGUUUGAAGAGACUUGUCGGCAGGGCAGAGAGGGCCGCUCCACCUGAGCCCGGGGCAUCGAGGGCUGGAGCGAGUUCUCCUUUCAAGAGUGUCGUCGAGGUUCUUGCUCUCUUGGGGGUUGAAUCAUGGGGCUUGGAGGGGACGGAAAAGUCCCCGAGCGUGUUCUUAGAAAAGGUAAAGCAUAGACUCUUCAGCUUUCUUUUCAGUUCUGACGUGUAGUUGUGGGCAGCAGUAGGAAGGUCAGUUUUGCUCUUGAACUUCAGCAACGGCAGGUGUGGGAUGAGGCUGACACUAUGUACCUACCUCACUGGGGGAUGCUGAGGCUUCAUUCACUCCCAGGACCCGUGAGCAGGGCUAGAACGAAUAGCUGGUAUUUGUCUAAAAUACCGGACCAGCCACUUGGCAAAAGAGGCUCCCGGAGGGGGAGAUGGUUGGCACCCUGCGCCCUGAGGGCCACUCUGCCCGCCGAGGUCCCUGAUGCAGAGCCUCGGCUGGGAUGGCCCGCUCAGGGCCUCUCAGGGGGCUGGAGUCCUGCCUUGGGGAGGAGGCCAUCGUUGAGGGGAUGGAAGAGAGGGCAUCGUGGUGUUCUAGACCAGGGUUGGCAAACUACGGCCCUCAGGCUGUGU